CAGCCUCCAACUGGGAAGAGAGGCCGCUCCUUUGGUCGCCUCUCCGCGGGCGACUCUGUGGUUUCUCUUCCGGGUUGCGUAUACGGCGGCCGCGGAGGGCCGGGCGGUGCCAUGGCGGCGCACCUGAAGAAGCGGGUGUACGAGGAGUUCACCAAGGUGGUCCAGCAGCAGCAUGAAGACCUGUCUGCAAAGAAGCUGCGGCUGACCAAGCCCAGCAAGUCAGCGGCGCUCCACGUCGACCUGUGCAAAGCCACCUCACCUGCAGAUGCCUUGCAGUACCUGCUCCAGUUCACCAGGAAGCCCGUCGAAGUGGAGAGCGUCGAAGGGGUUGUCAGGAUCCUGCUGGAGCAUUAUUACAAGGAGAACGAUGCCUCUGUGAGACUGAAGAUUGCUUCCUUGCUGGGGCUGUUAUCGAAGACUGCAGGAUUUUCCCCAGACUGCAUCAUGGACGAUGCCAUUAACACGCUUCAAAAUGAGAAGUCUCACCAGGUCCUUGCUCAGCUGCUGGACACCCUGCUGGUGAUCGGCUCUAAACUCACAGAGAAUCCGUCGGUCAGGAUGAGGCUGGUCGAGGUUGCCUGCAAGCACCUGACAGAUUCUUCCCAUGGUGUAAGAAAUAAGUGUCUUCAGUUAAUUGGCUGUCUUGGACCAGUGGAAAAAGGUGUUGCAAAAGAAGCUGAAAGCCAAGCUGCCAAAGACGUUCAGAAGAUCAUAGGAGAUCAUUUUAAUGACCAGGACCCUCGUGUUAGGACUGCAGCUAUAAAAGCCAUGCUGCAGCUUCAUGAAAGAGGAUUAAAAUUACAGCAGGCUAUUUACAAUCAGGCCUGCAAGCUGUUGGCAGAUGAUUACGAGCAAGUGCGCAGCGCUGCCGUUCAGCUGAUUUGGGUCCUCAGUCAGCUUUACCCUGAAAGCAUCGUCCCGAUUCCUUCUUCUAACGAGGAAAUUCGCUUGGUUGAUGAUGCGUUUGGAAAAAUUUGUCAUAUGGUCAGUGAUGGUUCCUGGGUUGUUAGAGUACAAGCUGCCAAGUUACUGGGUUCCAUGCAACAAGUGAGUUCUCAUUUCUUAGAGCAGACCCUCGACAAGAAGCUCAUGUCAGACCUGAGGAGGAAGCGCACGGCACAUGAACGAGCCAAGGAACUCUACAGCUCUGGGGAGUUUUCAAGUGGCAGAAAGUGGGGAGAUGAUGCUCCCAAAGAAGAAAUCGAUACGGGCGCUGUGAACCUGAUUGAAUCGGGAGCUUGUGGGGCUUUUGUUCAUGGCCUGGAAGAUGAGAUGUAUGAGGUUCGGAUCGCCGCGGUCGAAGCCCUUUGCAUGUUGGCUCAGUCCUCGCCUUCUUUCGCGGAGAAAUGCCUGGAUUUUUUGGUCGACAUGUUUAACGACGAGAUCGAGGAGGUGAGAUUGCAGUCGAUCCACACGAUGAGGAAGAUUUCCAACAACAUCACGCUGCGGGAAGACCAGCUGGAUACCGUGUUAGCUGUCUUGGAGGAUUCUUCAAGGGACAUUCGGGAAGCGCUUCAUGAACUGUUGUGUUGCACCAACGUCUCCACUAAGGAAGGCAUCCAUCUGGCACUGGUGGAGCUGCUGAAAAACCUCACAAAGUAUCCCACAGACAGAGAAUCCAUCUGGAAAUGCUUGAAGUUCCUGGGCAGCAGACACCCCACUUUGGUGCUUCCCUUGGUCCCAGAGCUGCUGAGUACGCACCCGUUCUUCGACACUCCUGAACCAGACAUGGAUGACCCAGCCUACAUUGCUGUGCUGGUUCUGAUUUUUAAUGCUGCUAAGAGUUGCCCGACCAUGCCCGCCCUGUUCUCUGAUCACACGUUCAGACACUACGCGUAUCUUCGGGACAGUCUCUCUCAUCUGGUCCCUCCACUAAGAUUGCCAGGUAGGAAGCUGGUGUCCUCCCCGGUCUCUCCCAGCAUUACACCACACGAAGAUCCUUCCCAGCAGUUCUUACACCAGAGCCUGGAGAGGGUUUACAACCUUCAGCACCUCGACCCGCAGGGCGUGCAGGAGCUGCUGGAAUUCACCAUCCGUGAUCUUCAGAGGCUCGGAGAGCUGCAAUCGGAACUGGCAGGGAUGGCGGAUUUCACUGCAACUUACCUUCAGUGUCAGCUGCUCCUCAUCAAGGCCUUGCAGGAGAAGCUGUGGAACGUGGCAGCUCCUCUGUACCUGAAACAGAACGUGUUGGCGUCUGCUGCGGCAAAACAGAUCUUGGAAGAAACUUACAAGAUGGAGUUUAUGUACAGCGGAGUGGAAAGCAGACAAGUGGUCAUUAUCCAUCACAUGAGGCUGCAGGCGAAGGCGUUACAGCUCAUCGUGACCGCACGUACCACUAGAGGAGUGGAACCCCUUUUUGGGAUGUGUGAAAAAUUCCUGCAAGAAGUGGAUUCCUUUCAGAGAUGUUUCAUCUCUGAGCUCCCACACAUGCAAGGCAGUUUUGUAGAUAAAUUGCUGGACUUAAUGCCCAGACUUGUGACAUCCAAGCCUUCGGAAGUGGUCAAGAUUCUUCAGACAACCCUGCGACAAAGUACCUUCCUUCACCUUCCUCUUCCAGAGCAGCUCCACAGAGCUACUGCAAAUAUCAUCGAGCCUACCGGUGAAUCGGAUAAUCCUCUGAGGUUUACAUCGGGGUUGGUGGUGGCACUGGAUGUUGAUGCGACUCUGGAACACGUGCAGGAUCCCCAAGGAACUGUUAAAGUCCAGGUAUUGUAUCCCGAUGGACAAGCACAAAUCAUCCAUCCGAAACCAGCUGACUUUCGAAAUCCUGGUCCUGGAAGGCACAGGCUGAUAACUCAGGUUUACCUCUCACACACAGCUUGGACAGAGCCGUGUCAGAUCGAAGUGCGGUUGUUGCUGGCGUACAACUCCAACAAGAGCAAAGCGUCUGCUAAAGUCCCCAAAUCUACCUGGAGCGAGAGUUUGGAGGCUCUUCCGCAAUCUGAAAACGGCAUCGAGGGGACCAUCCCCUUCAGCAAACCUGUCAAAGUUUAUAUCAUGCCCAAACCCGCCAGGCGGUGAAGUCUGUGGCUAAAAGAAAUAUAUUUGUGGGCAAUACACAGUGUUGCAAGAUGGUGAAUCAAACCAAAAUAGUUUUAUACUUGUAUGAAAAGGGAAAAAAAGAGAAAUAAAGCUGUUGAAGAACAAUCGAUCACGAAGCAGAUAGACCAACACAGGAGUUAUUCAGCUAAUUGGGAGUAGUUUCAAGAAAAUGCGGGUGGUUCUAUAUUGAAUCGACAAGAUGAAAACAGUUACCAAUCAGCAUUCCAGCAGUUAACGUCAUUUGGCCCUAUCUUCAGUUUUUACUUAUUAGAAGUUUCUCUUCAAGGUUUUUCUGCUGUGUAUUUACCAAGGUAUAUACUAUGUCAACGCUUAGUCACAUAAAUCAAGGUUAUUUUUACAGACCUUCGAAAUGAAACUGAGGAGUUCGGAUUUUUUGUAGAGGUUUGGUUUUGGUUUUUGGUUUGGUUGUUUUCUUUUUAAUGGCUAGAACUUGUGCAUUGGUACCUAAAUUCUUAGUGUCUCUCUCUCUCUCUAUAUAUAUAUAUAUCUAUAUCUAUAUAUCUAUCUAUAUAUAUAUGAAAUAUCAAAAGUGUUAUUGUUUUUGUGUAGGAACUGCACCUCAAAGUGGAAUUCCCAGUUGCCGUAGGUUAAAUCCUGAGCGAUGUUCUGUCCUAUAUUGAAGCUGGUGCAGUUUUGGGGAGCACAGGUUGUUCACAUUGUGGUGUCAGGGCAGGAGGAACCUGUUGGUACAACCAGAGCUUCAGUUACAGAACAUGGAGCUGGAGUUAGAGCAAGAAAACAAUAUGUUCAUCUUUUUGUUUACAAACCUGCAAGAGAUGAAAAUGUUUGACUCCGUUUUAUGGAUGUCUGUAGGAACAAUGUGAUUAAAUACCACAGAAUCUGUUUCUGGGUGGUGAUCUUGGCCUGAACCAUCUUACUCAGAUGAGAAAACCUCUUUAGUUUUACAGUCCCGCAGCAGUUUUGCCAAUCGAAGUGUUUCUGAUGAGCUGAAAUAUCCAAAGCUCUCAAUUACGCAGCGGUCAGGCAGCUUCUCAGUGUCCUAAGUGGCUGAGCUAUGAGUACGGAGGGACAGAAUUAUACUGUAAAUGUGGUUUUUCUGGCAUUCCUGGUGGAAAGGGUGUCUGGGCAAAGCUUCAGCGGACUGAGGAACAUCCCACAAUAUGUAGCAAACCUUUGGUAGGAUUUUCUAGGAGCGCUUAAUGUGUGAAACUUUGUAGUGCAGCAGCUAAAUGUUACCUGUCCUCAUGAAUCAUUAAAAAGAAACAAAGGUGUAUUUUUAGCAAGUAAACAGAGCCCUGAAGAAACACAUUCCAGUUGUACGAAGAUCAGUGUAAAUAAUAACCCCUUCUGUGCUUUUUCUACAAUAAAAUGGGAAAAAUCA
Columba livia (rock pigeon) is the source of this 4405-nucleotide messenger RNA. It is a transcript of the gene INTS4, whose product is annotated as integrator complex subunit 4. Gene Ontology annotation, biological process: snRNA processing. Bases 112 to 3021 code for a protein of 969 amino acids. The transcript has 23 exons. NCBI's taxonomy places the organism in Eukaryota, Metazoa, Chordata, Aves, Columbiformes, Columbidae. Gene Ontology annotation, cellular component: integrator complex. The record is from RefSeq and is a predicted model, not a curated record.